Messenger RNA from Stomoxys calcitrans (stable fly), 1693 nucleotides. RefSeq lists its product as uncharacterized. The record is from RefSeq and is a predicted model, not a curated record. The coding region runs from base 125 to 1591 and encodes 488 amino acids. Gene Ontology annotation, molecular function: DNA binding. The transcript has 3 exons. NCBI's taxonomy places the organism in Eukaryota, Metazoa, Arthropoda, Insecta, Diptera, Muscidae.
GAUGCAGAUGUCAUUUUUGUUGUAGUGUGUUUGAGCGUCUUUCUGUUUGUUAAUUCUAGUUUGCUUUUUUGUAAGGAUUAAAAAAUUUAAUAUUUAAACAAAUACUGUCGCAACCUCCCUAAAAAUGGUCAAGGAAAGAAAAAUUACCUUUAAAACUACUUUAGGAAGAAUGGAGUUUGAAUUGGUCGAUUUUUUAAAAGCUGUGGCAGAACGACCGUUGCUUUACGAUCCACAAAUGUUUGGAAACCUACCAAACAUAAAUAGAAAAAAGGACGCAGCAUGGACGGAAAUAGCUUUCCAGUUAGUCCCGAAAUUGGAAAAACUAGACGCGAAAGAACUAAGUGCAGUAGUUGAUAAUAUGUUCCGAUACAAUUGGUCUAAAAUGAAAACGGCUCUUCGAGGACGGCUUCGUUUGGUAAAGGAGGGUAAAACAAAGAGUAAACCUUACAUGUUUGAGAAAGAAAUGGAAUUCUAUAUAAAGUCGGACCCUCAACUUGCUGAAAUGUACUAUAAUUGUAAAACUGACAAAAGCGUGUCAAGUCCUGAAGAGGACGAUGAGGAAACCCCACGAAAAAGGAAACAACCCGAAAUUACAAUCAAAGAGGAAAUUUUAAACGAAAGUUUUUCUGCAGAAGCUACGAAGAGAUCUAGGAUAUCAAAGGAAAUCUCUGCCAGCAAUGCUCCUCCGCGCUCAGAUCGAUUGAAACAAACGAAUUUAUUGGCUACCAGUUCUCCGAAAGAAGGCAGAAAGAUAUCGAAAAUAUCGACAGAAAUCCAAAAUAGCAACACUCCUCCGCGGUCAGAUCGAUUAAAGCAACGGAGCUUGUUGGUUAGCAGUUCUCCCAAAGAGGGUACAAAGUUAUCAACAAAAAUAUCGAAAGAAAUUUCAAAAAACCAUACAUCUCCGCAUGCAGAUCGAUCAAGGCUUAGGGGUUUAUUCCCUGACACUUCUCCUGCAAGUAAUUUAAAGAAAACCCCCAAGAACACAAAUUCUCCUCCAUCUAACGGCCAAGAAGCAGAAGAAGUCUUAAAGAACAGAACCUCUGCCGAUACGGAAAAAGGACAAAAACUAAAUACAUUGAAUAGUAGCAUGCAUCAAAGGAAAUCCACGAGAACUAGCACAUGCACAAAAUUACAAGAAAAGGAAGGAAGAACAUCUGUGGGUCAUGUAUCUGAAACAUUCUCAAAAUCGAGUACUCCCUCCAGUUCGGAAGAUGAAAGUGAAGGUUCCAUCAGGAGAAGCAGUACAGCGACAAACUCUAAGCAAAUUCUUGAACAGAAUACUUCUAAUGUAAAUAAUGCUAAAGGGCGACAACUAGACGUCUCUGCAAUAAAUCCUAUGGACUAUUGCGAAUCAAUCGAAAAUGUAAGCGCUAUUCACGAAUGCGUUGAUAACAGUGCUGAGCAGUCUACAAUUCAUAAAGCUACUUCAAAUAACCGCAUACCACAGCAGGUCGUAUAUGGCAUUCAUGAUGCCGCCGAACGUGCAUUCUUCGAGUCUCUCCUACCGAUAGUUUACAAGAUCGGUAAAGCACGAAAACUUGAUUUCAAAAUAGAAGUUUUGCAACUCCUUAAGAAAUAUCAGAAAUAACUUAGAAUUAUAUAUUUUUAAUUGGUUACAAAAUUAUUAAUCAUACUCAGUUUAACAAUUGUUAUCACAGUCUAUUUAAAUACAUUUUUUAUAUCAAUUGUU